Acytostelium subglobosum LB1 is the source of this 3243-nucleotide messenger RNA. RefSeq lists its product as hypothetical. The transcript has 5 exons. The record is from RefSeq and is a predicted model, not a curated record. Lineage: Eukaryota; Evosea; Eumycetozoa; Acytosteliales; Acytosteliaceae. Gene Ontology annotation, cellular component: lamellipodium; plasma membrane. Gene Ontology annotation, biological process: cell migration; regulation of Arp2/3 complex-mediated actin nucleation. Gene Ontology annotation, molecular function: protein binding. The coding region runs from base 1 to 3243 and encodes 1080 amino acids.
AUGGCUGAUGAUAUUACUCCAAAUGACAGAAAGCUUGUAAAUGCUUUGCUCUCACAGAGGAAUCAGGAGAGUACAUUCUUGGGCAUCGCUGAUAAGAUUAGCAAGAAGAAGAACAAGAAGCCAAGCAAGAGAAUCAUUUUGAUCACAAAGCAUCGUGUCAUAUUCCUCAAGCCAGGCAUCCCCAAAGUGAAGAAGGAGGCACAUCUCCUCGAUCUCACUGAAGUCAAGAGUUCAAACUCACAAGAGGUGAUAUUCAUUACAAAGACGUUCGGUUAUGGAUUGAUCCAUCCAAAGGCUGAUGAUAUCAUCAAUGCUCUACGUCUUACAUACAGUCUGACAUUUGCUGGAUGUCCUGAUGACUCAUGCUUCAAGCUGGACGUCAAGCCACCCUCUAGAUUGACGGACGUCCCCACCAAGGACUUGCCAUGUGGAGGCUUCGUUGAGACUUACUCAUCACUAUGCAACUACUUCAACAUCCCAACACGUGACGACAUCUGUUGGGACAUGGCCAACAUUGUCUCGAGCAGGAACAUCAAGGCCUUCAACUUCAACGAGAUUGAGCAACCAAUCUCACCAGGCGACAUCAAGGCUCUACUAGGUGCACUCAAGUGGAACACCUACUUCAAGAGUCUCGUCUUCAAUGGUAUUCAAUUGGGAAAGGAUCAGUUGACUUCGUUGGCAGAGACAUUGAAGACCAACUCGACGAUUGAGGACUUGUCCUUGAACAAUGUGGGCAUCAAGGGCGAUACUUUGCCAAUCAUCGCAAUGACACUGCAGUCCAACAAGAACAUUGGACUCACUUCAAUCGACUUGUCCAACAACCCGUUUGAGGACAAGGGCAUGGCCGCGUUUGCCAACUACAUUGGAGCAUCGCCCAGAGGCAUUGCAUCGCUGAACUUUGCCAACUGUGCAAUGGGCAAGGCUGGCAUCGUCGCGCUCACCAAUGCGCUCAAGAAGAACGUCAAGAUGGGCAUGACACUCUCCUAUCUCGACCUCUCAAACAACAAGAUGGACUCGGAUGGCAGUGCGUCCCUGUCUGCCUUCCUCGCCAGUCCCAAUUCGCUGCGCACCCUCAACAUUGCAAACACAAUCCCCAACAUGGAGACGAUCGUCGGUGCGCUCGUUCGUGGCUGUCUAGAGCUACGUCAUCUGGACAUCUCUGACAACCGUCUGACCAAGAAGGAGGUCGUCCAUCUCGUUAGAUUCAUCGGUUCUUCCUCGCUCCUCAAGACAAUCAACAUCAACAACACCAAGAUUCCAGUUGAGAACCUCAAGGAGGUGAUCAUGGCCAUCUCAUCCAACCUCUAUGUCCAAGACGUAAUCUUUGAGUCAAGGAACAACGACCUGGGCAUUGCAGGCGCACGCAUGUUGGCAUCUUUGGCAGACAAGAUACCAAACAUCCACACCCUGGACCUUGCCGAGAAUGACUUUGGUGAUGAGGGAGUGUCAGUGAUCUGUGACGGCUUCAUUCAGAACAACUCUGUAAAGAAGCUGUCGUUGAAUGGAAACUUCAAGGUCUCCAAGACCAAGUCGAGAGCGGCCGCCAUCGAGUCGGUGAUCAGUCUGGUCGAGGCUGCCACGCCACUCGAGGCCCUGCACAUGACCAACGGUCUGAGCAAGUCGCAGCUCAAGAACGACAUUCUGCCCUUUAUCUAUGCACUGGCGACCAAUGACUCGUUGACUGAGCUGGACAUCACAGGUCAUCAAAUGGGCAACAAGGGUGCCAUCGCCCUAGGCAAGGCCCUGCAGACCAACAAGGCACUAGUCUCGCUCGUUUGGGAUGAGAACCUUACGAGUGUCGCGGGAUUCGCCGGUCUGGCCGUCGGUCUCGAGCGCAACCUCACUCUGAAGAACAUGAACAAGCCUUUGAUCGAUAUCAUGAAGGCAUACAACGAGAACCCACAAAGACUGACCAAUCUCAUCAGAGACAUUGACAACUACAUCAACCGCAACCAGAGCCCUCUGCGUACCUUUGAGAACAACGCUGGCGCUGCCAUUGGUGGCACAAACUUGUCCUUCCUGGCCAGUGGCCAGCAGCAAAACAUCGAGAAGCUGCUCAACAAGAUCAAGUCGGUGGGUCGCAAGGCCACCGACCCCGAUCACAUGGUCGUCAUCAAGGAUGCAGAGAACACCGAGAAGGUCAUUGGAGGCUUGCAUCUCGUUAAGGAGGCCGUGCACGCCAGUCUCGAGGUGGAGCUUAAUCAGAAGCUCAAGGAGUUUGUCAACGUAGCACUCGACGUUGUCAAUCAGAAGAAGAAGGAGAUGAUGCAACAGAUCGUACACACCAUGGAGACCACGUUCAAGUCAUUCGACCAGCAGACCUACAAGCGUUUGGCCACAGGUAUUCAGUUUGGCUCGAAGGACAUUGACGAGUCGCACGUGGAGGACACUCUGAUCAAGGGUGCCGGUGCAGAGCUGAGCAACCGUGUGCACGAGUGCUUCCUCUCGUCGCUGGACAUUGCCUCGGACUACACCUACGAGAAGAUUGGCAACGGUCUCGAGUCUGUGUUCCAGGAUCUGAUUCGCGAGGAGGAGAUGAGCCACAGAGAGAACAACUCGGCCGAAAUUCCACCAUCGCCCGAGACACCACCAGCAAGAUCAACCCCAGCGCCAGCUGUGUCGCCCGUCACACCAGAGAAGAUUCAGCCAUCGGCACCAAAGGAGGAGGUCAAGCCAGUGUCUGUGCCUGAGCCAACCACACCAAAGGAGGUCAAGCCAGUGUCUGCGCCAGUCUCCACACCCCCAGCAGCCAAACCACCUCCCGUCCCACCCGCAAGAAGUGGUGAUGCUGCUCCAAAGACACCAGAGGUCACCAGCACAACACCAACACAACCUCCAGUACCAAUGUUCAAGCCUGGCAUCAAGGUGAGCGCCAACCCAGCUCUGGCCGCAGCGAUUGCCAGAGGUGUAGGAGGCCAACCACCCUUGAUGCGCAAGCCAGUCGCGCAGGAGCCAGAGGCCACUCCUGAGCCAGUGUCCAAGCCAGAGCCAACGCCACAACCCUCGGCCAAGCCCAAGCCCGCCGCCCCACCCAGAGUUGCCCAACCAGCUACACCAACCAAAACCUCAGCGCCAUCAUCCUCCAAAGACCAGCCCAAGCGUUCAUCAGGCGGUGUUGCAGGCGAUAUCACGGCAGUGCCCGAAACUGACACUGAGCAACUGACACACAUUACCAAGGCCAGGCCUCAGAUGCAGCACAAGAGGAAGCCACCCACCAGAAGACCAAGGCCUCCAACUGAGUAA